AUGACUAUUGUCUUUUCGAUUAAGCGGAAUCGUUCGUCAAGUGCUUUACGAUCAUCCACUUCAGGUCACGAUUUUGUUCCAUCUUUUCAAGAACCAGCAGCUUCCUUUUUAUCAUCAAAACCCAAAUCCAUCUUUUCAAAACUUGUCUCAUCAUCGUCACCUUCCUCAACCAUUUUGGGUGAACAUAGACGACGUUCAUCAAUCACCUCAAUUUUACAAUCUUGUUUUCGUAACACUGAUGACCAUGACACUUUUGGUCGCCAAAGAAACAACAGCAAUGGUGUCAACGCAUUUGAAAAUGAUGCCCUUUUUGAACGCUAUCGCUAUCAAACACAACAUCAACGGAAACGAUCCGAUCAUCGUCCCCUGUUCGCUGACAACAAUCGACGCACAAAGGAUAAUGAAGACGACGAUGAGGAUGAUGAGGAUGAGGAUGAUGACCCACCACCACGUGUUAUUUGUUACCAGGAGGAGGAACAGCAACGUCGUAGUAUCCUAGUCAAUCGGAGUGGACAUCGACAUACAACAAGUCUUCAAAUGCCUGGAGGUAGCAGUUGCUUGAACAACAAUAGCAGCAUACAUCAUCAUCAUCAUCAAUCUUCAUCAUCAGCCAUACACCAUCGCCGUAGCAAAACUGCCACUCACAUUCGACAUUAUUCCCACAUCUCCUACAUUUCAUCUUCCAACAUCACAGCUCACUCGGGUGACCUGACAGCCAAAGAAUUCGCCGACAUUGCUGGUAUAAGGAUCCUACCAGAUGAUGAAAUCAGUAGUAAUAGUGAUAGUAAUAACGUUCAACCUUGUUGUUGUCACGAAGAUGAAAGAGAUUUCAAUCGUCGCGAUAGCUUAGCGCACAUGUUGGAGGAGGAGCAGCAGGAGCAGGAGAAAAGUGAUAUACCAUUACCAGCAACAACAGCCCAUCAUCCUACUAGCAACAGCUCCUUGUAUGUGGAUGAGCAACGUGGUUCUCGGUUUUCAUCAUCCGAUGAAUACAAUCAAACCACAACAGCAGAUACGACUACCACUUUACCACCACCACCGCCACCAGCUACUGGAACAACACAUAAACCACACAUUUGGGACAAUGCAUUCUGGCGUCAGCCUCAUGUAGGGGGUAUGGAUAACUUUUUCACAUGCACAAAAAAUGAUGCUGAAAGAGAAGCCAUUGCCACUACUAUCUCACCCGAAUCCACAGACAAAGCCUUGGUUCCACCUGUCGUACAAGAAAUGCGAUCAAGGAACAGCACCGUCUUUAAAAAAGGUCGAUUUGAAGUUCAUGUCGAAUCCCUCUGA
Messenger RNA from Lichtheimia ornata, 1293 nucleotides. RefSeq lists its product as uncharacterized. The coding region runs from base 1 to 1293 and encodes 430 amino acids. Lineage: Eukaryota; Fungi; Mucoromycota; Mucoromycetes; Mucorales; Lichtheimiaceae. The record is from RefSeq and is a predicted model, not a curated record. The transcript has a single exon.